UUCGUGUUGGAUCAUCUCACCGAGUGCCGAGUGCCGUGUGUGUGUGGCGAGUGCACUGUGUGUGCACUGUACAUUAAUGUACAGAGUGCGGAUUGGGGAACCGAACACGAAUAGGAAGAAGGAACACGGUGCGAGUUAAAAAAAUGGCUGACAAUGCAUCGCCGUGCUGAAUUCCACGUAUUCUGACGUCUGGAUCUCUUGCUUCAGAUCACCUAAACAUGAAUGUGAUGAGCGGUUGUAAGGAUAAUGAAAAAAAUUCUCAUAAACAUUCUCAUGGCGCGGCCAUCAGUUGUGUUAGCUGCCAUCUUGGUGCUCUGCCUGAGCUCAGUGCUGGUGAGCUUCUACUACAUUCACUUCGACUCUCCACGCUCACCCUUCGAUGUCAUGAGGGAAAAUGGCCACAUGAAACUGGCUGGCAGAGUCAUUGGAGAUGACAGAGGGGGGGCAUUGCUGGCCUACCACCAUGGCUCAGAACAGAAUCCAUCUCAGGCUGUUCAAGUUGUUGAGCGAGGACCACCAGUGCUCAACGAUAUCGACAUCGCUUUCCACAUUGAGAAAAAGAAAGCCAGGCAGCAACAGCAGCAGCAGCAACAACAGCAGCAACACACCAAAGGGAAGCACAAAAGUUUGCUGAAAGAGAACAUGUGGCCCAGUCAUGAAAAGGUUCACAAACAGCGCAAGGCCAUCGUUCCCUUAGCCAUGCAGAUCUACAACAACCCGCAGCGCGAGAGGACAGACUGGAACGGAGAACGCUACAUUGUGUAUCUGUGUCACAGCAACCUGACCUGUGCUGGCUGGGGAGACAGACAACACGGUAUCUUCUCCGCCUACCUGCUCUCUCUGGUGACCAACAGGACCUUCAAGGUGGAGAUGGACGGCCCUUGCCCCCUGUACAAGCUGUACCACCAUCGGAUACUCAACUGGAGGGUCAACUCUACAGAGCUCCACGGCUUGUCCAGUACUCAUUUGUACGCGUUGAAUGACAGGAAGUUCCGAGAGUCGAUGAAAGUCAUUAAUUUCAAUGAGAUUUAUCCUCAGGACGUUGUGUAUCUCACAACUAACUAUGAUUACUUUUAUAAUCUGAAGGCAAAUCCACUUUAUCGAAGUAUUUUUAAACAGAAGGUGAAAGGUAGACCAAGGCCAAUCUUGUUUGCAGACUUGUGGCAGACCAUAUUUAAGAUGAACAAAAGAGUGGUUAGGAAAUAUAGCACAGCUCUCAAUAAUGCCUGGCCAACUAAGAAACACAAACUGGUGUGUGCUCAUAUCAGGUUUGGCCGCAAUCCCACAAUCCCAACAGAUGGCGAUAUACGCAAUACUCUGUCAACCAUCAAACCCUUGUGGAAAUAUUUGGAGAGGUACUCGAACCCAGACAGAUACAGACUCUUUGUCGCCAGCGACUGGCAGGGCUUUCGGGACAAAGUCAUAAGUAUGUAUCCAAAUGUCUCUCUCAAUAUUGAAGGGAAGAUUAUUCACAUUGAUAAAUGGAAGGAUCGUUCCAAGAGAGAAAACACGACUGACAGUGGCCCCCCUGACACAUGCGCAGGCUUUGAGAAAGUCAUCGCCGAUCAGCAUGUUUUGAGUAAGUGUGAUAUCCUCUUACUGACCUACAGUGUUUUUGGUAAGGCUGCUGCAUACCUGAGGCGAUCGAACCAUGAUUUAUUCUUGAUGGAGAAUGGUACCAUUAAACCUUUGAAGCUUUUUGAUGACAAUAAAUUCAAAAGUUUGCGUCAUUGAUGAGGUGGACAUAACAUUGGUAGUGACAGCAAUCGUGUGAAUGCUGGAACACCUUUUGUCUUAUAUUUGCAUUUUCUAAUCGCAGGUUGGUGCUAUUUGUUUUCCAUUAUUUUUUGUUUUUCUUGUACAUAAAUCUUUACCAGAAAUAUGUGGAUAUUGUAAAGAAUGCAGUUUCGGAUAAUUUGAAGUUGGGUUGUUUUUUUCAUUGAUAAUUAAUCAGUGGAUAGUGAACAUUUCAUGACAUACUGGGGCUCAUUUGAUGAUUUGAAAUUUAGUGGAAAAUAAUUGAUGAACAGCUUCAAUUGCUUUUUGUGCAUUUAGUUGUAGUAAAACAUUUGAAAAUAAAUACAAUUUCUCGCCUUCCUUUCUGCAUUAGGCUGAAUCUGAGGAGAGCUUUGCAAUGGCCAAUUUGUCUUUUGUAUUGUUUAAACGUUUAGAAAAACUUGAAUAUAAAAAAAUCAUAAUUUUCUUUUCGUAAAUAACUUUUGGACUUGAUCUCUUUUCUUGAAAGUGAAACGUUACUGAAGAUAUUAUAAUUUGUUCCCAUACAUAAGGAGGAAAAGUUGGGACCCUGCUGUAUACUUUUAUGUAAUGAUUUUUAAAGAACAUUUAAUCACCUCAAUGCAACCUUAAGGGCUUACACCCAAUUAUGCCUUCAAUUUUUCAAAAACAAAGCUCAUGGCUUCUUGUUAUCAUCUGUAUUAAACUUAUUUUGUCUUUCACUACAGAUUUUGGAAAAACCAUGUUGUGUUUCCUUGUGAAUUAUGUAAACCUAUGUGUUUUAUACUCUCUUUUAUUCUGAAGCAACAGUGUUUUCUUAUUAUGCUGUCACAUAUAAUAAUGUGCGCUCAUGUUAUGUAUUUUUAUCUCAAAUGUUUGAUUUCCAUUUGUUUUUCGCUUUCCCAAGUCACAAAUUUUGUGGUUUAUUAUCAUUGAAUUGUAGAUGCAUGUAUUUACUUGUAUUGGUCGAUUUUGUUGAACACCUCCAACAUUUUUUUAUCUUGUCGUGAGGACAGGGUGAAACUCCAUUUGUUUUUGUUUUUUUGUGGCGGGGGGUGGGAGGAAAAGUGGGUGGCCAGCCGUGUCAGUUUCCCUUUGGCUUUCCCAUGUUUGAGAACAAGUACACAUAGGUGAACAAGAUAGGCUGCUAGGCAGUAGGAGAGAGAUUGCGCUGAAUCUGUGUGAGAGAAAGGAUCUGUCUGUUCUAUGUUUCUUUGGGAAAAUUUUUAAUGAUGAUAUUGUCUGUCAGUUUUUGCCAGCAUUUUCCUGCUCCCUCCAUCUGUUGUAUUGGUACAACACAAACUGUUAAAAAGACUUCAGUUGCAGCCUGGCAUAUGGCAGUAUAAAUAUUCACCAGGUGCAAAGGAAACAUUGAAAGUUGCGUUUAAAUAAUAUUUAAGUUUUUACUGAAUUGUUUGUUUUUUUCUAAUGGCUUUGAUUCCGUUCCAUUCUUCAACACCCCCCCCCCAUUCUAUUUCUUUUUAUUAAUGUUGUCUUCAAAUGGCUAGAUUGAAAAGGCUUGUUUAACAGAAUGGUGUGCAAGCUAAUGAGACUGUGAUAAUUAGAUUCUAUUAAAUGAGUAAUUUUCUUAGCAUAACAGAGGGUCAAAACCUGUAAACGAAUUUGAAAGUCUGAAAGUGAUAACCCUGGCAAACAAUCAAACUCAUUCCACUGAAACUGUGCCAUGACGGGAGCUGAGAGUCCUGUGUAAACUAAUAGGCACUUUGCAUGGAAACAUGAUGUGUGUUUGUCAGACUGCUCAAACAUGAGAUAGUUCACAUUGCUUUGCUCUCUGCUCACUACUUAUUUUGUAGUAUUACAUUUGAAUGAUGGUGCCAAAAAAAAAAGAAAGAAAGAAUGCUGCGGAUAUAAUCCUUUUGUGGUUCACUUUGUGUUAAAAAAUGUUUUGUACUUGGUUUGGUAUACGGAGACUGCCCUUGAAAAAAAAGGCAACUUUGAGAUAUGAAUAUUCAUGUCAGUAAAAUUAAAAUUCUGAGGUGGAAUAUUAUUUCAAGUUUGGGGAACUUGUUCGUGAGUUGAAAACUUUUCUGCUCCUCUUCCAGUUCUAAUUUUUAAAAUUCUCUUGAAAUUAUAAUAAUUGCUUUCUUACUUCUUUACCUAAGCUGUUUGUAAAAAAAAAAAAGGUGCUGAACAUUAUCAUACCUAAGUCACUCUCCCAAAUUCUAUUUGUCAAGUAUAAGUAGUGACAAAUAAGUCAGUGGUAUAGCACUGUUAUCUGCAGAGGUUAGAACAAAA
Molecule: messenger RNA, 3990 nt
Organism: Aplysia californica (California sea hare)
Lineage: Eukaryota; Metazoa; Mollusca; Gastropoda; Aplysiida; Aplysiidae
Exons: 3
Coding region: 247-1734 (495 amino acids)
Source: RefSeq, a predicted model, not a curated record